GACGUUCGGCGAUACCUGAUUGGAUGACGACAUUCAGUCUUCAUGUUUAGGUAUCGUGGACCAGAGUCGACAUCGUCUCGCUUCGGCGGUGGCUGGAGCGGGGGUGGAGUCGGAGGGCCCGCUCGCAGGACGCAGGCCGCUCCGUUGCUGGCAGAAAGCCUGCCCAGCAUUAUAAGUCGGAGGCGGAGGAGCUUGGCCGGGACUCUCAACCACAAAGCCCAUCAUAGGCCGAGAUGGCAGACUUGCGCUAGACUAUUGCCGUGCAAACCUCCAGCUCUGUCGAUGGAGGUACAUCAUGGCUUGCAUUCGAGUGCGGGGAGAGGACCUUCUCUGCCAACAAGCUGUCUCGGAUGCCGUUGACGCUCCAGACAAGUUUUCGCAGACCUCCAGCAAUUGCCUGUUGCGCAGAGUUAUUCCCAAACAGGGGGGUGAGGCGCUGAACGCCAGAGCCUAGAACGUCGUCGGAGAACACAAAAUGUUGCAUCCGGAUCAUCAAGGACGAUGGGCCGGGGCGAAUCAAGCAGACGCCGGUUGUGCCGACGUAGCAC
Molecule: messenger RNA, 548 nt
Organism: Colletotrichum destructivum
Lineage: Eukaryota; Fungi; Ascomycota; Sordariomycetes; Glomerellales; Glomerellaceae
Exons: 2
Coding region: 296-454 (52 amino acids)
Source: RefSeq, a predicted model, not a curated record